Danaus plexippus (monarch butterfly) is the source of this 671-nucleotide messenger RNA. RefSeq lists its product as uncharacterized. The record is from RefSeq and is a predicted model, not a curated record. The coding region runs from base 147 to 671 and encodes 174 amino acids. NCBI's taxonomy places the organism in Eukaryota, Metazoa, Arthropoda, Insecta, Lepidoptera, Nymphalidae. The transcript is spliced from 4 exons.
UUCGAUCAUGAACGGUUUAAAUUUCUGCUUGGAGUGAAAUUAUUUCUAAUUUUUCUAGUUUUUACAACACCAACUCCAAACAACGUACUUAUAAGUUUUUAAUGACACCGAAAGAGUUUCAUUUAUUAUAACUAGGAUCAAUAAAAAUGUAUAGACAGAUCCAAAUUGUGAUAUUAGUAUAUUUAGUUUUUGUUGUAACUAUGAUAAUUGUGAGUGGUGACGCAAAUGAUGCUCAAAUCCAUCGCUAUAAAAGAUAUCUAGGAUUCAGCAACAUUUCACACUUCUUUGUCCGGCUAAAUUUCAAAGCUAACAUGGUCCCGUGGAACCAGAUAUUUGCACAAGCUAUUGGAUACCGCAUGAAUUGGGAUGACCCGCCCGACUCGUUCCAUCCUUACCAUCACCUCAACAGGAGAGAUGUGUAUCACAAUUUAGAAAUCUUAUUGGACAGAAACGGCUUAAACGGUUUUCACUGCGUACGACGGGCGAUUUGUGAAGUUAAUUCUUUAUCUGACGCAAAGGGCAUAUAUUUGAAAAUUCUUCAAAUGAUUUUCAGAAAAUCACAAACUUUGGUAAUGAACAAAUGGCACGAUUACACUGACGAGGAUUGUCAACUUUCUAUCAACUCAUGUCCAUUCUCAGUCAUGGAAAUAUCAACUUAUACUGAUAUCUAA